AUGCCGCUCUGUGGUGGGACCAAGACGGUGCAGCGCAAGCUGGUACUGCUAGGCGACGGUGCAUGCGGCAAGACUUCGUUGCUCAAUGUCUUCACGCGAGGAUACUUCCCAACCGUAUACGAGCCGACAGUCUUCGAGAACUACGUACACGACAUCUUCAUCGACAACACUCACGUGGAGCUAUCACUCUGGGAUACCGCCGGCCAGGAGGAAUUCGACCGAUUACGAUCCCUCAGCUACGAUGACACCCACGCCAUUAUGCUCUGCUUUAGCGUCGACUCGCCAGACUCGCUUGAGAACGUGGAGAGCAAGUGGGUAGGCGAGAUCGCCGAGAACUGCCCAGGCGUGCGGUUAGUGCUCGUAGCGUUGAAGUGCGAUCUGCGAGGAGAGGACAACCAAGACGAGGAAGAUGGAUCGCAUGAACCCAAGCGGGCCAAGGUCGAUUACAAGCAGGGACUUGCCGUGGCUGAGAAGAUCAAGGCAUUGAGAUAUCUCGAAUGCUCCGCCAUGAAGAACCGCGGCGUCAACGAAGCCUUCACCGAAGCCGCACGCGUUGCCCUGCAAGUCAAGAACCCCAAGGGCGACAAAUCGAGCAAGAGCUGCACCGUCAUGUAA
This is a messenger RNA of Zasmidium cellare ATCC 36951, 615 nucleotides long. RefSeq lists its product as uncharacterized. Gene Ontology annotation, molecular function: GTPase activity; GTP binding. Gene Ontology annotation, biological process: small GTPase-mediated signal transduction. The record is from RefSeq and is a predicted model, not a curated record. Lineage: Eukaryota; Fungi; Ascomycota; Dothideomycetes; Mycosphaerellales; Mycosphaerellaceae. The transcript has 4 exons. Bases 1 to 615 code for a protein of 204 amino acids.